Nannospalax galili (Upper Galilee mountains blind mole rat) is the source of this 2284-nucleotide messenger RNA. It is a transcript of the gene Casp1, whose product is annotated as caspase 1. Lineage: Eukaryota; Metazoa; Chordata; Mammalia; Rodentia; Spalacidae. Gene Ontology annotation, molecular function: caspase binding; cysteine-type endopeptidase activity. Gene Ontology annotation, cellular component: protein-containing complex. The record is from RefSeq and is a predicted model, not a curated record. Gene Ontology annotation, biological process: proteolysis; regulation of apoptotic process. The transcript is spliced from 11 exons. Bases 131 to 1492 code for a protein of 453 amino acids.
GAAGUUUGAGUUGAAUUAGGAAACAGAAUCAUGCACACACACUACUAGAGAGCAGUGCUUGUUUCCCAAUCUGCAUACACACCCUGGUGACCAGGAACCCACAGAGUGCUUUCAGUUUCAGUAGCAGUGGAUGGUGGGAGAGGAAGCCAUGGCUGACAACACCCUGAGAGAGAAGAGGAAGCAGUUUGUCCGCUCAGUGGGCAAAGGGACAAUAAAUGGCUUGCUGGAUGAACUUUUACAGAAGAAAGUGUUCAACCAAGAAGAGAUGGAGAGAAUAAAUUGUGCAAAUGCCACUGUUGCAGAUAAGGCACGAGAUUUAUGUGACUCUGUCAUUCGGAAAGGGCCCCAGGCAUGCCAAAUCUGUAUUGCUUAUAUUUGUGAAGAAGACGGCCACCUGGCAGGAACUCUGGGACUUUCUGCAGCUGUCUUAACUCUUCCACUUCGUGUCCUGGAACAGGAUGAACGGCAGCGGCAGCUGCCACAGAAGAAAACGGGUUACUAUUCUUCAUUUUAUUGCUCAGAGGCUGUCAUUCGGAAAGGGCCCCAGGCAUGCCAAAUCUGUAUUGCUUAUAUUUGUGAAGAAGACUGCCACCUGGCAGAAACUCUGGGACUUUCUGCAGCAACUAAGGAAAAACAAAACAAAGAAGAAGAGGUGCACGUGGGACCAAGUGGGAGCCUCAAGCUUUGUCCCUUAGAGAGAGCCCAAAGCAUGUGGAAAGAAAGAUCAUCAGAGAUUUAUCCAAUAAGUGAUAGAUCCACUCGCACACGGCUUGCUCUCAUUAUCUGCAACAUAGAGUUCGAACAUCUUUCCAGGAGAGCAGGAGCUGAUGUUGACCUCAGAGAUAUGGAAAUAUUGCUACAGGAUCUGGGAUACACAGUGAAAGUGAAAGAAAAUCUCACUGCUCUGGAGAUGACUACAGAGGUGAUGGCAUUUGCUGACUGCCCAGAGCACAAGACCUCUGACAGUACUUUCUUGGUAUUUAUGUCUCAUGGUAUCCGAGAUGGCAUAUGUGGAAGGAAAUACUCUGAGAAAUUCGCAGAUGUGUUACAAGUAAACACUAUCUUUCAAAUGAUGAACACUAGGAACUGCCCAAGUAUGAAAGACAAACCCAAGGUUAUCAUCAUUCAGGCCUGCCGUGGAGGGAACCAAGGAGUGGUGUGGGUGAAGGAUUCUGUAGAGGACUGUGUAAACAGAGAAUUACAGGAUCCAGAUUUUGAAGAUGAUGGUGUUCAGAAAGCCCAUAUAGAAAAAGAUUUCAUUGCGUUCUGCUCUUCGACACCAGAUAACGUGUCUUGGCGGCAUCCUGUCCGGGGCUCUCUUUUCAUUAUGAACCUCAUCAAAUAUAUGAAAGAACAUGCCUGGUCUUGUGACUUGGAGGAGAUUUUCCGAAAGGUUCGAUUUUCAUUUGAAAAAACAGAAUGUGGGGUACAGAUGCCCACCACUGAGAGGGUGACUUUAACAAAAAGUUUCUACCUCUUCCCAGGACUUUAAAUUAGAUCCCAAGGCGUUCAAUCAUUUUGUACCUGUUUCUGAACUCACAUCAACAAGAAGGCUACAUUUCUCUAAAUGAUACAGUAAACCUCCAAUAAAAGUGGAAGGGCGGCCUGGGCUGCUGCUGCUGCUGGGUUUUACCUCUCCAUUCAUUUCAUUUGAUGCUGUGAAGAGGAACAAUAUUUUCUGUUUCUUUCUUAUUGGAUCUGUUCUUUGACCGUUCCAUUCCUGUAUAAAAUGCACUCUGAACAGUGUAACCACACCUUCUCCAUACCUUCUCACGUUUAUUACGUGCCCCUCCUUCCCGCCAUUCUGAGGAUUCAUAGUUCCUAUCUUUAGACCCAUUGAGUUUAACCAUGAUCAUUCAUUUGACAAUGGAUUUAGUACUAUCCAUUGGAUCCUGAUGUGCACCUUAAUGGGUACACAGUGAAGAAAUCAACUUCCUCUCUCCCAGAAUUCCUCACUAACCAGAAGUUCAGCUGAAUUCUUUCACCAUGACUCUUAAGAGUUGAACUGGCUAGGUGUACCAUUAUAUCAUAUACCAUAUAUCAUUUGCUGGUCUUUAUUCUGUAGAGACAUAAAUGUAAACCAUACAUAUCUGAUACCAUAGGACACCAUAGGUAUCAGAGUUCUCAGAACUGAUGCAUAUAAUAUAACUAUGACAGUUACAGUACAUGAUGAUAAAUGACAUCUCAAAACAUGAGCUUAACACUGACAAAGAUUGGCCAGAAUCUACCCAUUUCUAAGCUCUGUCAAUGUACUUCACAAUAAAAAAGCAAAUGUUGAUUCAGG